AUGGCAACACCCAGCGAAACCAUCCUGAUAACAGGCGCCUCGUCAGGUCUCGGUCUCGCAUUCGUAAAACACUAUGCUUCUCUGCCCACACCCUCGUCAUCAACACCACCACCCACCAUCAUAGCGCUGGACAAGCAGCCCUUCCCCCAAACCACAAUUCAACCCCCAACCCUGCACUUCCACCAACUCGACCUCACCAGCGCGUCGGAGCUGCAAUCCCUCGCCUCGCGCUAUGCCCGCACACCGCUGAGCCUCGUGAUCCACUGCGCCGGCAUCCGCGGGCUCGUCGCGUCCACCGCAGCGCAACAAGCAGCAGGAGAGCGUGAAGUCGCUCGGGCAGAGACAUGGCAAGUAAUGGACAAAGAGACGAUGAUGCGUGCGUUUGAGAUUAAUACCUGGGGAACGUUUAAUCUCAUCCAAGCUUUCUUGCCCAGUCUCCUUCUUUCUUGUUCUUCGACGCCGGCAGCACGGCCAAGAGUCGUCGUGCUUUCUUCGCGCAUGUCGUCGAUAUCGGCGAAUGCGGCUGGCGGCGCAUACGCGUAUCGGGCUAGUAAAGCGGCGCUGAAUGCCGUGGUGAGGAGCUUCGUGAUUGAUGUUCCGCGUGUGCAGUUUUUGCUGUUGCAUCCCGGGAGGGUUGAGACAGGCUUGGUGGCGUGGAAAGAGGAGGGCGCUGUGAGUGUGGAGGAGAGUGUGGGAGAUUGUUUGACGGUUUUGGAGAGGAUGGGAAAGGAGGAGUGGGUGAGUGGGAGGCUGGUGGAUCGUUUUGGGGAGGAGAUUGCGUGGUGAGGAGGAAUUAUAAAGGGGAUGGACAAGAUGUUGUUAACUGAUUUUUGUUUACACAUCUAGAGGCUGUGGACAUACUAGGGAUGAUGAUGCCGAAGCUUCAAAGACAAUCCAUAAUAA
Exserohilum turcica Et28A is the source of this 903-nucleotide messenger RNA. RefSeq lists its product as uncharacterized. The transcript has a single exon. NCBI's taxonomy places the organism in Eukaryota, Fungi, Ascomycota, Dothideomycetes, Pleosporales, Pleosporaceae. Bases 1 to 786 code for a protein of 261 amino acids. The record is from RefSeq and is a predicted model, not a curated record. Gene Ontology annotation, molecular function: oxidoreductase activity, acting on the CH-OH group of donors, NAD or NADP as acceptor.